AUGCAGAACAUAUUCGGAGCCAUUAAAGAAGAACAAUCACGAAUCCUGAUGACCUGCAACUCAGCCAGAGAGAUGUGGAUCAAACUAGAAUCUGAGUAUGAAGAAGCUGCCGCUGAUAGCAUACCAUUAUUGUGGACCAAGUUUUAUGGGUGCACCUUUAGGCAAGGCCAGAGUGUCUCAAGUUUUUUGACAGAACUAGAGCAAAUUGCAUUUCGUCUGAAGAGCCUACACAUAGCCAUUGAUGACGAACAAAUAAUGGCAAAAGUCCUCAUGUCACUACCUGCAGAAUUCCGUGUCUUUGGCUUUGCUUGGGAAAGUACACCCGUCGCUGAGAAGACUCUAAAAAGGCUCACGACCCGUAUCAUUACACUCGAUAAGAGCAUGAGAAAUGAUGAAGAAAAACGAUCAACUCCUGCUGCAGCAUUUCUCAGUAAGAAUAAAAACGGCGCUGAACCACAUGAUGAAGAGUCAAGAGAACGUGCUCUACCUGCCCAGUUCGAUCGUGGAAAACGAGGUCAUUCUUCUCAUCAACAGUCUGGCGCAACGAAGGGAUGCUGGGAGUGCAAAUCGACGACGCAUGUCAGAGCUCAUUGUCGUCAAUACAAACGCCAGCGUGAAAAAGAGGAAGACGAAGCAGACCGAAAAAGAAAACGUUUUGAUCAGAACGACAGAAGAGAUAGUGAUCGUAGCAGAGACCAGAGAGACAAAGACAGACAUUGCCGUGACGACAGCAGAGAUGAAAAGGACUACCAAAAAGAACGAAAGGGUUACAGCUAUACAUCUUCGACGGAUCACGAAGUAAACAAGCCGUCAACAUGGUACGCUGACUCAGGUGCUACUCAGCACAUGACGGACAAUAGGGCACUUCUAACCAACUUUGUACCCACUGGACCAUAG
This is a messenger RNA of Daphnia pulex (common water flea), 897 nucleotides long. Its product is annotated as serine/threonine-protein kinase fray2-like. Bases 1 to 897 code for a protein of 298 amino acids. The transcript has a single exon. The record is from RefSeq and is a predicted model, not a curated record. NCBI's taxonomy places the organism in Eukaryota, Metazoa, Arthropoda, Branchiopoda, Diplostraca, Daphniidae.